Messenger RNA from Arvicanthis niloticus (Nile rat), 6986 nucleotides. It is a transcript of the gene Tbc1d16, whose product is annotated as TBC1 domain family member 16. Lineage: Eukaryota; Metazoa; Chordata; Mammalia; Rodentia; Muridae. Gene Ontology annotation, molecular function: GTPase activator activity. The record is from RefSeq and is a predicted model, not a curated record. Gene Ontology annotation, biological process: activation of GTPase activity. Gene Ontology annotation, cellular component: early endosome.
AUCCCCUCCCCGCCGCGCCUCGCUAGCGGCGGCGGCGGCGGUGGCGGCGGCGGUGGUGGUGGCUCCUGGAGCCGGCGCGUGUCCAGCCCUCGCGGCGGGACCCGGGUCCUGACAAACCCUGCCUGGGAGCAAGCGUGCGGAGGAUGGAAACGCGCGCUCAGCCAUGUCUCUGGGCCGCCUCCUUCGUCGGGCCUCCUCCAAGGCCUCGGACCUCCUGACCCUCACCACGGGGGGCAGUGGCGGGUCCCUCUCCGUCCUGGAUGGAGAGGUCAUCUACUCCAAGAACAAUGUCUGCGUGCACGCACCCGAGGGGCUGCAGGGCCCUGGGGAGCACCACCCAGGGUACCUGUGCCUGUACAUGGAGAAAGAUGAGCUGCUGGGGGCUACCCUCAUCCUGGCAUGGGUCCCCAACUCUCGAAUCCAGAGGCAGGAUGAGGAGGCCCUACGCUAUAUCACCCCCGAGAGCUCUCCUGUGCGCAAGGCACCCCGUCCUCGGCGGCGGCGUACCACAAGCCUGGGGGCCCCCUACCAACCCUCUCCCACAGAGCCAAGGCUUCCCCUGAUUCCCAAAGACGAGGACAUCCUGGUGGUGGUCCAGAACACACAGGAUACUGUGCACAUCAGUCCUACAGAUGAAGAUGGGGAAAAGCUGGCCCAGGGACCGGAGGUGGAUGGACCCUUACCCACCUCACAGCCUGUGCAUAGUGACUCUGGGAUCCUGUCCGCGGUCAGCUCCCAGGAUGGGACAGAGGAUGGCCGGGAGCCACGGCCCGAGGCUGUGGAGGAAGAAGGCUCUCUGGAGUUGUCAGCAGAUGGCGUGAGCAGGGAUAGCUCCUUCGACUCGGACUCUGACGCCUUCUCCUCACCCUUCUGCCUCUCUCCCAUAAGUGCGGCCCUUGCGGAGGGGAACAGUUCUGCGUUCCUGGAGAGCGAGGGGAGCUCCCCCUCCAGCUCCGAUGCCAACCUACGGUUCCCUGACAGCAAUGGCCUCCUGCAGACGCCUCGCUGGGAUGAGCCACAGCGGGGAUGUGCUCUGGAGCAGAUCUGCGGUGUGUUCCGAGUGGACCUGGGCCAUAUGCGUUCCCUGCGUCUCUUCUUCAGUGACGAGGCUUGCACGAGUGGCCAGCUGGUGGUGGCCAGCCGAGAGAGUCAAUACAAGAUUUUUCACUUUCACCAUGGCGGCCUGGACAAGCUCUCCGAGGUGUUCCAGCAAUGGAAAUUCUGCACGGAAACACACCUCAGGGACCAGCAGGUCACGGAUGAGAGGACAUGCAUGCAGUUCUCCAUCCGAAGGCCUAAGCUGCCAUCCUCUGAAAUCCACCCUGAGGAGAGCCUGUACCGGAGGCUGGACGUGUCCGCCUGGCUCAAUCACCUGAAUGAGCUGGGCCAGGUGGAGGAGGAAUAUAAGCUACGCCAGGCCAUUUUCUUUGGUGGCAUUGAUGUGUCGAUCCGGGGGGAGGUCUGGCCUUUCCUGUUGCACUUCUAUAGUCACGAGUCCACGUCGGAGGAACGGGAGGCACUUCGUUCGCAGAAGCGAAAGGAAUAUGCAGCUAUCCAGCAAAAGAGGCUCUCUAUGACUCCGGAGGAGCACAGAGCCUUCUGGCGUAAUGUGCAGUUCACUGUGGACAAGGACGUGGUUCGGACAGAUAGGAACAACCAGUUCUUCCGAGGGGAUGACAAUCCAAACGUGGAGAGCAUGAGGAGGAUUCUGCUGAAUUACGCUGUGUACAACCCAGCCAUCGGCUACUCACAGGGCAUGUCCGACCUGGUGGCACCUAUCCUGGCUGAGGUCUUGGAUGAAUCAGACACUUUCUGGUGCUUCGUGGGUUUGAUGCAGAACACCAUCUUUGUCAGCAGUCCCCGGGACGAGGACAUGGAGAGACAGCUGCUGUACCUGCGGGAGCUGCUCCGGCUGACACACCAACGCUUCUACCAACACCUGGUUUCCCUGGGUGAGGACGGCCUCCAGAUGCUCUUCUGCCACCGUUGGCUCCUGCUCUGCUUCAAGCGGGAGUUUCCUGAGGCCGAGGCCCUGCGCAUCUGGGAGGCCUGCUGGGCCCACUACCAGACGGACUAUUUCCACCUGUUCAUCUGCGUGGCCAUCGUCGCCAUCUACGGGGAUGAUGUCAUCGAGCAGCAACUGGCCACCGAUCAGAUGCUCCUGCACUUCGGAAACCUGGCCAUGCAUAUGAACGGAGAGCUGGUGCUCAGGAAGGCCAGGAGUCUCCUGUACCAGUUCCGUCUUCUGCCACGGAUCCCCUGCAGCCUGCAUGACCUGUGUAAGCUGUGUGGGACAGGCAUGUGGGACAGUGGGUACAUGCCAGCUGUGGAGUGUGCCGGCCACCACCCAGGCUCAGAGAGCUGUCCUUACGGGGGCACAGUGGAGAUACCGUCACCCAAGACCCCAAGAGAAGGCAAGAAAGGCCCAAAGGUACCACGAGAGGCCUUUGGUUUCCGAAGAUAGGAAAGCCCCUGCCCUUGACCAUGGGUGAGAGGACCUCCAUGAAGUCCUGGGCAAGUGGGAGGGGGAGGGAAAAGACAUGGAGAGGACACGAGGACAAAGCCUCUGGCCAAGGUGAAGGGACCCUUGUCAUGAAGACAAAAUUGGGCUCUCGAACUGUCAGCAGGUAUCAGCUGUCCCAAGAAUGCAGCUCCUGAAUGGCUAGCCCCAGGAUGUCUGGCUAGCUUAGCCACUGGAAUGAAGGCUGCUGGUUGGCUGGGGGUUCUGGAAGAGGCCAGGAGUCUCCCCGAAAGCCGUGGGCAAAGCAGGGACUAGAAAAGGCCUCAUCCUCACACCAGCACCAAGGAACACAGAGGAGCAGGAUUGUUGUCUGAGCGAGUCGGGCACACUUGUGAAGCUUCUUGGUCACACAGCUGCAAGACUGUCGUAUGAAGAUGCCUGUCCAAAAGAGAAAGAAAAAGAAGGGAAAGAGGGAGGGGUGGGGGAAGAAAAGCUUGUGAAGGUAGGUGUUCAGGCCUGGGCUUCUCACAGUGCUCCCGACCACGAGGUCGUCUGACUACUUGGUCCUAGAGAAGGGGGAGUAUAUAACUCCCCAGCCAAGACAAAGGCGUCUGACAUAGCUGGGGAGGUGCCUCCGCCACCAUGCAGGACCUAGGGGACUUCUAUUCCUUGGUUUCACCCUAUUUGAGCAACAUUGGGAUGUUCUUCCUCUUAAGAAGAAAAAGGUCACGCCCACACUCCACACCAAAGCUGAGGGUUGUGGUUGGAUAAAGGUGUGUUCCAGAGCAUUCGUAGCCAGUGUCCCAAAAGCUGGUGCAAGCAAGGAGCCUGGAUUCCUCCACCGAGGGCUGAAUCCUCAUAGUGGGUGCAGGCGGCAGGGUGGGUGGAGGUGCCCCGUUUUUUGGCUUUUCUCACUGAGAGUGGUGCUGCAGGACGGUGCCACGUUUAAAGGUGCUGACCGGAAUGAGAGGGCCGGAGCCUCGGAAUGAGAAAGGCGGGGCCUGAGAGUGAGAAGGGUGGGGCCUCAGAAUGAGACGGAGCUAGGCCUCAAAAUGAGAUGGGCAGAGCCUCCGACUGAAAGGGGCGGGGCCUCAGAAUGAGAGGAGGAGCCUCAGAAUGUGAAAGGUGGAAGCUCAGAAUGAGAGGGGCAGGCCCUUAAAAUAAGAGGGGGCAAGGCUUCAAAAUGAGGAGUGGGGCCUCAGAAUAAGAGGUGGUGGAGAAGAAUGGGGGGGAGGCCUCAGCUUCACUUUCUCCAUGAGCUCCUCCCCACUCUGCAGGGACUUCUGAGAAUGUGGGUCCUUCUAGGAAGGGCCUUUGGAAGAUGUCCUGAUCUUGGGGGGUAUUGUCUGCUGUGAGCAACAGUGCAGUCCUGGGAGUGGCCUUUUGUCCGAAUUGCUUUCUAUACUGGCUUCUGACCCUUUCUGGAAGCUAGAGCCACAAACAGGUAUAUCCACUGCCUAUCACCCCAGUAACAGAAAUACAGGGCAGGGCCUUAGUGACCUAGAACUCUGUGCACCUGGCUGGCACAGACCCUGGGACUACAGUCCAGACUGGGUGGUUCUUUUCUUGGAUAGUCUGCCUCAUUACUUCUGGGGUUGUCAUCAUCUCUGAAAUCCCUGUGGGUGGUGUAUAUAUGGGUGUGAGACAGCACUGGCCUCUGGGUCUAUAGAGGCAGAAACGGACAUUGUUUUUUUCUAAGUGGAUACCCCACUCACUAACCGUGCGAAGGUCAAAGCAGACUGAAUGGCUGAAGCCAGGAUCCAGCACUGGGAAAGCAAACCUUCAUCGUGCGUCUUCUCUUGGUAGUCAUGUGACAGAAGUCUGGUAAUUCAGAGAGGUCCCACAGGCCUACCACCCCAAGAAAUCUAGGUACAGAUCCCUCCUUCCCUGGGAAGGAACUAACUCCUUUCCUACCCCUCUUCGGGAUCACAUUCUGUAUUGCACCCCAAUAUCUACACUGUGCUGUGUUGGGUGGGGGCAGCCUGAGCAGACCCAGACAGUCACCCUGGAGAGUCUCAAUUAGCAUUUAUUCUAAGUCUCCAGCUUCCACAGUCUCCCCCCCACCCCCGCUCUCCAAGACCUGACCCAGGCUGUUCAGUGCCAGCCUUGUACCAGAUAUGCCAUCUAGUCCUCUGGACUACCGGACCCUGGUGUUACUUCAGCAUCCAGCCAGCAGGGACCUCUGCAGCCAGACAUGGUGUGUGGGCUCUUGGAGCUCUGCUCUGCUCUGCUCUGCUCUGAGGAAUAGAGAGGCCCCGCACAGAACGGCAACCUUAAUCUGGAUGCAAUUAGAGGAAACCAGCCAAAUGCCCUGUGGCAGCUGUUACCCCAGGAUUAUUCCCAGCCAGCAAAAGGCAUUAGAGUGAUAAUUCAGUCAUUAGACUUCUAGCCGUCUCACCGCCAAGACGUACAAAUCACGGGUAAUCAGCGCACACACCGUCCCUUGGCCACGAGGCUUAUUUAACCCAUUUUUUAAGAUGAUGCUUAAUGCUACUGGCCAGCCCAUCUGUGUGCGCAUGCCCCACUGAUAACGUCUGUGCUGACGACAUCGCCUAAUGUCAUCAAGGCCCUGUCAUCUUGGGCCCUGGGAAAGAAGGACGCCUUUGAUGUGCGUGUGUGUGCUGCCACUGCUGAGACGUGAUGCUACCUUGGAAAGGCUCUGUCACUUCUGACUCACUCUCCAAGGAGAGCGGGCAGCGUAGGGGAGGGGGCAGCAGCCAGGGGAGAGGGCAGGGUUGGAGCAGAAUGUCUCCCCCUGGGCUAGAGGAUGGCCUCUCUGGAUAUAGGAAAGACACUGCCUCCCCGGAAAGUUCGACCUGAAGUGCCAACCAGGAGGCCUAGCCAAUCUCUGCAGAGGAGGGCCAAAGUCCCAGAGAGGCCGUUAGUAACCUUGAGCUGGCUGAUCUGCAGACAGAGCUGUGUGAUUGCUGAUCAAACCGACCCGGGUCAGGGAGGGGGACAUGUUACAUUCAGGAGGGGAUGAUUUGGGCCUUGGCUUUUGAAAGUGCAGGACACCAGCCCAAAAGAGGGUCUCUUGGAGCUGGUGCCUUUGAUGGCCCGGGUCGGGAUGGCAAUAAAUAAAUGGAGAGAGGAUUGCUGGCUGCCAGGGUCAGCUCCUGAAAGGCUCCUUUGACCUCUUGCCUGUAUUUGUGUUUUUCUUACUGCUUUGCUGGGGUUUUGCUGUGCUGGGGGAGGGGGGAACGCACUAUGUGGAACUUGGGGCCACAUUCAUGCUAGGCUAUGAGCAUGCGGCCUGUUUCAAGGUUGACAAUUUAGAUGGAGAUCAACCCCAGGGUGCCAGGAAUCCACCUGUGGCCUCCCUCCCCUCUUUCAGGUCCCCUCCACUGCAGUCAGCCUGGGAGUGUCAGGAACACCCUGGGCUGGCUCAACAGAGGGAAGGAACCUGGGAGAGGUCCCUGGAGGCCACCCUGCCUAGAAUGGAGAUGGAUGACAAGUCCCCCGGAAAACUUAUGCAGGAUUAUGGCCUGGGUUAGAGGUGACCCAGGACUGCCACCCAGCUGGGCCAUCAGAGAGGACACAGGGAAACUAGCUAGCCUGAGGCUGGACCUGACAGAUCCCUGUAGCCCCUGAAGAGCCUAGUGGCCUCUGGAUGUUAGCCUUGUGUUUCUAUGGAGGUUGUGGUACAUUUUGUCCUGAACUAACCUGUCUAGCCAGACUGGGACACCCAAAUCUAAGAAGCCGGUUUCCCCUAGAGCUUCUGCAACAGCAGGGAGCGAAGGGUUUCCCCAGCUGACUUUCUCGCCUGUAAAAGGAGAACAAGGCCCUCCCACAGACUCCUUCAAAAGACUGCUCUAAGGCUGCCAUGAGAGUGGCUAUCUAUGGCCCAGGGACUUCACCCACCACUCAGGGAAGAGCACACUGGCCUUAGGCUUCCACAGCAGUGACCGAGAGGGGCUGUCCACUCCCAGUCCCUGCUCUGAAGUCAGCAAACCAACGCCUCUCCUGCACAUCUACCUUGCUGAGUGUCCUCUGCAGAGGGCAAAUCUCUCUGUCACAUUCACUCUGUGCCACCCACACCUACCCUGAAGAAAAAUGAGCCACGAAGCUGCCUCAGAGGUCUCGGUCUGCGCCUGGCUGUGCACAUAAGUGUAUGUACAGCUCUUCCAUGGACAGCCUCACCCCUCGGAGGGGAAGACUUUCCGGAGGACUCUGCACUCUCUGAGCAGCUGCAUGCGGAUACCUGCCGCCACCGGGCCUUUAAAUACUUUGUGUUCAAUUCCAGGUGGGAAGAUAGCAUUUCAGGUUCGCAGAAAUCAAGUCACAUGACUGUCUUUCUUCCACACUUUGAGGAUAAGGAGGGCACAGCUUUUUGUGUGUUUCUGUUUUUAAAGUAAUGAAAUAUCCCCAUUGCUAAUGUCUAAGGCAAGUGAUUGAUUUCUCUGUUGAGUUGUGUUUUUUUAAGCAGUUCCCCUUCCGGUCAAGGUCAGGAUUGGUCACCAUGACCCCUGUGAAUCAUGACCCUCACGGAUUCCUCACAAAACAAAUAAAAUAGUAUCACCACACA